Molecule: messenger RNA, 985 nt
Organism: Lasiosphaeria miniovina
Lineage: Eukaryota; Fungi; Ascomycota; Sordariomycetes; Sordariales; Lasiosphaeriaceae
Exons: 3
Coding region: 44-901 (285 amino acids)
Biological process (GO): mitochondrial electron transport, succinate to ubiquinone; tricarboxylic acid cycle
Cellular component (GO): membrane
Molecular function (GO): oxidoreductase activity, acting on the CH-CH group of donors; electron transfer activity
Source: RefSeq, a predicted model, not a curated record
GAGAAAGGGAAAGCUAAGAAGCGAGCCGAAAAUUUUCGAUUUCAUGUGCAGCCAGCCAACGGGCCCCAAGUGGAGUAGUCACGUGCGAGCAGCAAACGAGAGCAAGCUCGCGUGGUCCGUGCCCCAGCUUGUGCAUGGCCCAUUCGAAUCACCCGCGCUUCUAUUGGCUGGGUGGGCCGAGGUCAGCCAGCCGUGGUGCCGGGACGUUUCCGAUCAAUCGACAUCAUCGCCAACCAGCCAAAAGUCCGCCCGCCCACCUGCCUCCCUCACGAACCACGCACGACCGCCCGAUCGACAUCAUUGCAACGGAACCACGCCCCGCGAAACCAUGAUUGCCCAGCGCGUAGGAACGACGGCGCUUCGCCGAGUGGCGGCCAAGCCCAAUGCCUUCUUCACAGCCGACGUGGCCCGCAUGGGGGUUCUUGCCGGAUCUCUCCACAAGGCGACGCAGACCAGACUAGUCGCAACGCAGAAGCUGACGUCGGCGGACGCGCACGACAUCCUCAACAAGCAGCGGCUGCAGCGGCCGGUGAGCCCGCACCUGGGCAUCUACGACAAGCAGCAGACGUGGUUCGGCGGCAGCGUGUGGACCCGGCUCACGGGGAUGGGGUUCAGCGGGGGGCUGUACGUGUUCGCGACGGCGUACCUAGCGGCGCCGCUGCUAGGGUGGCACCUAGAGAGCGCGUCGAUCGCGGCGGCCGUCGGCGCGCUGCCGCUGGCCGUCAAGGGCGGGCUCAAGUUUAUCGUGGCCUGGCCCUUUGUGUUCCACUGCGUCAACGGCGUGCGCCACCUCUGCUAUGACAUGGCCGUCGGCUUCAAGCGCAAGACCAUUGUCCAGACGGGCUGGUACAUAUGGGGCGCCUCGCUCGUCGGCGGGCUGUACCUGGCUUUCUUCCUCUAGAUUGUACACGCUAUCAGCUGAGCGGUAAAUGCUGAAGGGAGAGCGGAGCAGAGGUAUGGGGGGGGGGGGGGGGGGGGUGGUUGU